ACAGCACCAACUGGUAUUUAAACUAUUCUAUUGUCUAUUCACUUUGUCAUUGUGAGAAUCUCUUGCUUACAUUCGUGAUGCAAGCUCUGCCAAGGCAGCAUGACAGACAGGAACUCUAAGAGCAAUGACAAUUGUUUAACUUCAUUAUAAAUGAACUAUAAAUCAGUUUAUACUCCACUCCAAAACAAGAUGGUUUAUUUUGAUACACAAUCAUUUCUCUGUUUGCAGUCUAACCUUAACAACACACUUGACUGAAGCUCCCGCGUCAUCAGCUGUUACAUUUUAAGCACAGAUUUCACAGUUAAUACAUUUCUGUACAAUGUCAAUCAGGAUUUUUAUGAUAUCAAGAAUACACGCUCAUGAAGUGAAAUAAAAUAAAAAGUAUUUUUAAACAUGUAUGUGUUUUAGGCAACUGGAAUCUGUGCAGGUCUGACUGUCAUACUCCAAUGUUAAUUUCAUCAUAACACACAUACGCGACACUGUGCAGUCAGUAAUUCACCACUAGACUUCCUUUGACAAAUCAGCUACUGAAUAAACAACCGCAGAAGCAGAAGUACAGUAAAAACAUCAGCAACAGUUCGAACUCUGACAUUUAACUUGAAGCCCUCAUUUAGGAUCGCAGCGUUCAAGAUGAACAGAAAACCAACCGCACCAACUGGGAAAACUGAGGAAGAAGCUGAUUAUGUUAACUCAGCAGUACACACAGUGGAUAAAACAGCCACCACUCCAGACCAGAAGUUUGGCUCCUUCACUCGCUCUUCUUCACCAGUGGCAGGGUGUUGGGUGAUACUGAUCGUUAUCAUGGCCCUUCGUAUUUACUUUACUUCAGUCAUUUCUGAAAACAACAGCAUGCUGAGUGCAGAAAACCAGGAACUGAGGACAAAGAAUCAGCAGCUGGAGACACAGAAGAAAAACUUGACUGAUAUGUUACAACACAUGGAGACACAGUGGAAUGAGCUCAAUGUGAGUCGAGCUCAGUGGAGCAUUGAUCAAUACUGCCCCAUAGUGGGAGCUGUAAGACAGUGUAGGUCUUGUCAGGUGGGCUGGAGACAUGAGGAGUCCAGAUGCUACGUGAUUAAUGAUGUUAGACCUCCUAAUCAGAAAACCUGGGAUGGAGCACAAGCGGUCUGCAAGGAAAGGAUGUCAGAACUGGCUGUUAUAAAUAAUACAAAGGAGAAGCAAUACAUCCAUGCAAUCAGCUGGUACCGUCCAGGAAUCAAUGGAUACUGGAUUGGCCUGAGAGUUGUAGAUGGGAAGUGGACGUGGGUCGAUGGAAGUAAUCUGACUGACUUCUCCUGGAUACAACCAGCGACUCCUACUGAAGGUCACUGUGCCAUUUCUGUCACAGACAACAUCCCAAACAACGGACUGAAAUCAGUGAACUGCAGUGAAACGCACGCAUGGAUCUGUGAAAAGAAGGCUUUGUCUCUUACACCACCUUAGUGAAACUUGAGAAGGUUACCAGAUUGUGGUGCAGUGGUUAGCGCUGUAGCUUCACAUCAAGAAGGUCCUGCACUGG
Acanthopagrus latus (yellowfin seabream) is the source of this 1519-nucleotide messenger RNA. RefSeq names its product C-type lectin domain family 4 member E-like. Lineage: Eukaryota; Metazoa; Chordata; Actinopteri; Spariformes; Sparidae. The coding region runs from base 631 to 1443 and encodes 270 amino acids. The record is from RefSeq and is a predicted model, not a curated record. The transcript is spliced from 7 exons.